GUCCUCAGACUUCUUUCCUUGCUGGUUGACAAAGUUGUCCAAAUGUUGCUUUACAAUCGUUCAUUUAGAAUAAAAUCUUGUAAGAAUGCAAAUGAUGAGUAACGAUAUUUAAAAAAAAAAAUAUUUUUCACUACACUGCUUUAAUUGUAUCGGCAGUCGGUAGAAUAUUUAAAACAGAGACACGUGCACCGAAGUGAAGUUUCUCGUAAUUAAGCCACUUUUCUCAACAGCUAACGAUAAACAUUCCCUCUUCGCGAAUUUGUCGAAAAUAUAAUUUGACAAUCAAAAUAAUUGACGUUCCUUCCUCGUGGCGUCAUACUUGACAGGUAUGUGGGGUAUGAGAAUAUUUUAAUCGAGGAAACAUUUUCGCUUAAUUACUCACGCUAAUGGCUGCACUCACGAAAAUUUACGUAUCAUUGGAAUUUCUUCAUUUUCUACGUCUUUACGUAAUUUCUGUUACACGCGCCGGUAAUGAAUUUUCUUAUUAAUUCUUUAUUUCCUUUAUUCCAUCGCAAUAAGAUACCACUUAAACUAACGACUCAGGUGAAUUCUAAAUAUUGAUUUAUAUUUUAUCUUCUAUACAUGAAGAAACAGCUGUUCUGUAAGUUCAAAUUGUUCCACUUGUUUUUCCAUAUACAAACCCUAUUUACACAAUUGCAAUUGAUACCGUAAAGUGUCCGGAGCUGGAACUCGUUAUAAAUAAAAAGGGGAGUCACCUAUGCAAUAUCUUCAUAAUGCAUUAAAUUACCAGUAACAGCUAACGAAUGUCUGAUCUAAUGAAGUUUUUAAUCCUGAGCUGUCUACUCGUCUUUCUAUCGACUACUCGCGUGGCUCGUGCCGAUGCCGCAGCACCCAAAUGUCCCGUAAACACCACAUUUCGUUGCGGUACACGCUGUCCCGAAUUGUGUCACGUAAUCGGUCAUGAGUUAUUUAAAUGUCCAGACGGUUGCGUCUGGGGAUGUUUCUGCAAUAAAGGUUACAUACGAGAGUUUCGUGGUGGCCGGUGUAUACGGGAGAAUGAUUGCAUACGUUAAUUUGCAAAAUCAAUCAUGGAUAAAUAUAAUAUGUUUAAUUGUCUAAUUAUCAAAUGAUAACGGUAAUGAUUACAUGUAUAACAAAAAAAUAUCUAUCUAAAUAUUCAACUUCAAGUUUUUCCUCAUUCGUGUCUUUAAUUCGUAUGCGAUCUUUUUUAUUAAAAAUAGAUCCUACGGACACUAGUUUUAUUUGCUACGAUAAAGUUUUGUAAUAUAUAUUAUAUAUAUACUAUAUGUAUUAUUAAUCAUUAUCUUAUUAUCGGUAUAACAAAUAGAUUAAUGUGGAUCGUUU
Cephus cinctus (wheat stem sawfly) is the source of this 1326-nucleotide messenger RNA. RefSeq names its product venom peptide SjAPI-2. The coding region runs from base 765 to 1034 and encodes 89 amino acids. The transcript has 3 exons. NCBI's taxonomy places the organism in Eukaryota, Metazoa, Arthropoda, Insecta, Hymenoptera, Cephidae. The record is from RefSeq and is a predicted model, not a curated record.